Microdochium trichocladiopsis is the source of this 1386-nucleotide messenger RNA. Its product is annotated as major facilitator superfamily domain-containing protein. Lineage: Eukaryota; Fungi; Ascomycota; Sordariomycetes; Xylariales; Microdochiaceae. Gene Ontology annotation, cellular component: membrane. The record is from RefSeq and is a predicted model, not a curated record. Gene Ontology annotation, biological process: transmembrane transport. The coding region runs from base 1 to 1386 and encodes 461 amino acids. Gene Ontology annotation, molecular function: transmembrane transporter activity. The transcript is spliced from 4 exons.
AUGUCUACAACCACUACCCAGACCAUCCAAGGCGAGGUCCAGUCUAUCCCGCUCGCGUACUUGCAGCCUGCCAAGGACAGUGAGGCCCCAGCCCAGCCGUCCUCGCCCGCACCAGACGCCGUGUCCGUCGAGCAGGUCGCAACACCCGUGGCCAAGCUCUUGGUCGCUGGCUUCAGCUUCUUCUGUGCCGGUGCCAACGAUGGCACUCUCGGCCCUUUAAUCCCAUACAUCAUCGCCAGCUUCCGCAUCGGUACUGGAGAGGUCGCCAUCAUUUAUGCCACGACUUUUGCCGGAUGGCUCCUCGCUGGCAUCACGAACCCAGUCCUCACCGCUCACCUGACUCUCGGCCAGCUGCUUGCCAUCGGUGCUGCUCUCCAGCUUGCCGCGCAAUGCUUGCGCCCUGACGGCUCACUUGCCCUCUUCUGCGUCAGUUUUUUCCUCCAGACGCUCGGCAUGGCUUAUCAGGACUCGCACUCCAAUACCUUUGUCAGCGGGCUCAAGAAUGUGCCCCAUCGCUGGCUCAGCUUCAUCCAUGCUUGCUACGCCGGCGGCUGUCUCGUCGGACCUCUGAUCGCCACAGCAAUUGCCAAUGCGCCGAACUCGAUGGCCAUUCCCGGCUGGAGAAGAGUCUAUCUCGUCAUGAUUGGCUUUAGCUUCGUCAAUGUUGUAGGCGUGUUUGUUGCCUUCCACGACACCCUGUGGACUCGGCUCAAUGGACCGAGCAACAACGAGGGUAGCCCCGAACAGCAAUUCGAUGGUGCUCCCGAGCCGGGACUACGUCCGCAUCGCAACAGGGCCGCAUUCCAAGAGCUCGGCUCAAUCAUGAAGAGCAGAUGCCUGUGGACCAUCAGCAUGUUCUACUUCUUCUACCUCGGCGCCGCCUUUACCGCCAGUGGCUGGGUCGUCGAGUUUCUCACGACUGUGCGUGGUGGCGAUCUUGCCAACAUGGGUUACAUCCCAACCGGCUUCUACGCCGGCACCUUUGCUGGCCGGAUCCUGCUGUCAGAACCGACGUUUCGCUGGGGCGAGCGGAGGAUGAUACUCAUAUAUAGCAUUCUCUGUGUCGGGCUGCAGCUUGUCUUCUGGUUGCAACCCAACAUCAUCGGCAGUGCUGUAGCCCUCAGUUUGAUAGGCUUCUUCUUUGGACCGUUCUUUCCCACUGGCAUGUCGCUUGCUUCGAAGCUCUUUUCCAAGAAGUCACAGCCAGCCGCUCUUGGCUUCAUCUUUGUCAUCGCACAAGCCGGUGCAGCCAUCUUUCCGUCCAUCACCGGCAUCAUCGCAACACGCGUGGGCGUAGCGGUCCUCCAGCCGAUUGUAUUGGCGCUGGUAGUGCUGUCGGGAGUCUGUUGGUGGUUUGUCCCUAGGGUUGCGGGCCGCAAAGAGUGA